Paramuricea clavata is the source of this 5579-nucleotide messenger RNA. NCBI's taxonomy places the organism in Eukaryota, Metazoa, Cnidaria, Anthozoa, Malacalcyonacea, Plexauridae. The record is from the annotation of a GenBank genome assembly.
CAAAAUUUAUUUCCUCAAGAGUCAAGUGUGACAAUACAUAUUUCAAAAUCGUCUUAUUGCGGAAUACAGAGGCUUAAAUCGCCGAAUUUAAAGCUCCCUUGUGAACCUACCGUCUCUUCUGGGCCAAUUGUAUGCAAGACAUGUAAAACUGGAUUGUCAAUUUGUUUUUAAAAUGAAGGAAAAUCGGUGUCGUUCAGUUGAAGCAACUAGCUACCCUUCCCACUUUUGCGACGAAGCUGGCUUUAUUUUAGCUACUGUGACAAAUAUUUAACGGAUAUGGGCCAAAAUCAAGGCAAAGCCGGAGGGAAAAAGAUAGGCACUUUAAAUAGAAAGAAAAACUCUGAAAAGAGUUAUGUCGACAAUUCAGGUAACUUACAGUAAGAAAAGGUCAUGUUUUAUUAAUUUGUCAAGGAUGUAUCUGAGACACAAUGGGCAAUAUUUAUGCUAUUUCUAAAUUGUUUAUUAUGGUUUUUAUCAAGUAUUUACGGAACUAAGUUUCUUUGGCAAUAUUUUAAGCUUUGGCAUACAAUUAAAGAGCAAAAAAUAAUGAAAUAAAAAUGCAAUUAUGAAAACAAAUGCGCAAUAUGGGAUAAUGGAAUUAAGUCCCAAAGUAUUCUAAAUGUUGACAAUAUUCGAUAGAUUUCUAUUUCAUAUAUUACCUAUGUAUAAUUGUUAAAUGUAUCAUUUCUUUGUAUGGUUGGCUAAUUAGUACUGUAAUUUAAACCUCGGCAAACAUAUUUCUUUAUCAUAAUUUCGUCAUAUGUAAAUCGUAACUUGAGUUCAACAGAGCACCUACCAAUAGGAAGACGAUUUAGGGGCCAAUUACAUGAGCCAAGUCGUCCUGGCUAGCCAAGGAGGGACAAUGGUACAGAUACCGCAGCUUCUAUAGUAAGGGAAACGGGCCAACUAACGUAGCCGGGAUGCCACUUGUUGAUAACUGAGACAAUUUGGUUAGCUGAGUCAAAAAUUUUCAAUCAAUAAUCUUUAAUCAAUACCUUUAAGCCAAGGUCACGCUACACAAUGAUACGAUAACUUGUAUACAUGCACUGAUUUGUAAAAAAUCGCUCAGGUGAGCAAUUUUAAAGACGGGGUACAGUCCGGUCUGCGCAUUCACACAUAGGAGUAUCCUACUGUGAUAUAAAGACUUUAAUUAGGUUUUUAUUUCAUUUUAUUGUUGUAUCUUGAUCACUUAUUAUACUGUAGAAGCAUGAAAAUAUAAGUAGUUGUCGAAUAAAGUUCAAUAUUUUGAAUGCCGAAAUGUAAACAAAGGCUUUGUUUACAUAUGGACUGUACCCUACCUACCUAUCGUUAUCGUCAAAUGAUAAUUUCAUCAUUUUCAUUGUAGUGUGGACAUUAACACAAUUUUUUGCCAAUUAUCACAUAUUUACAAUUUAUCGCACCGUUGUGUUGUGUGGCCGGGCCUUUACAGAGAUUUCAUAAAACAUUUGAUGAACGCUUUCCGAACUUCAUUUUGAAAUUGUUCAAAAUCAAAAGUUCAUAUUGAAUGGUUAAUUGAUUCCAGGAAAUUUGAGGCCUGAUUGAAAUUCUCAAGCCGGUUUGUAAUUCGUUAAUUGGUUUUAUGCUGUUGUGGUGUCCCCGCCUUUUUGUUGCUGUCAACUUUAUGUUGUUGCAUGUCACCUUUUUGUCCAACCUUGAAUAGAGUGGAUCGAUAUUGCAAAUACCGAAUACCGAUAUACCGCCAUCAGAAUACUGGUAAAUACCGGUAUACCGGUAUUUUUAACAUGUUUUUUUAAGCCAAACUGAACUGCUGACCGUCAAGAAAAAUCAAGUUUUGACAAAAUGUUAAUGUGCUUGAACAUAUAUAUAUAUACCUAUGUGGUAUAGAAUUGUGUGCUCAAUUCAGGUAAAUGUAGAGGACUGAGGAAAGAUUUUGUUGAUAUAGCACCGUUUUCUAACCGACCAUUACCUGACACACCACCUGACCCAAAUUCUCUCAAACGAGGCUGGCAGUCUCUGGAAACCCUGAGUACCAUUGAGUCAUGUGACCCACAUUCGUUCAUUGCACUGUACGAUUUCAAAGGAGAAACUGAGGAUCAUUUGAAUAUAAAAGCCAAUCAGGAGGUAGGUGUGUGUUUAAUCCAUUGAAUUGCAGCGCUCUCCCCUUGACAAGUAAAAUUUUCUGACGUUAGACAGAGUAAAAUAAUGAAGUAAGAUGCAUCAGGGUGCAUUGCCACUUAGGGUUUAUUUCAAAUCCGACUAUGACCAGAUUUCAAGUCCGCACAAUUUGAUCAAGUCCGAGGCAAAGCUGAGGACUGGAUCAAAAUGUGAGGACUUGAAAUCUAGUCCAGUACAAAUUGGAGGAAUUUACUGAAUUAAUUUUGACCCAGUCUAAGGACUGAAGCAAUUUUGAUCCAGUCCAAGGACUGAAUUAAUUUGGAUCCAGUCAAUCCAAAGACUGAAUUAAUUUGGAUCCAGUCCAAGGACUGAAUUAAUUUGGAUCCAGUCAAUCCAAAGACUGAAUUAAUUUUGAUCUAGUCCAAGGAUUGAAUUAAUUUGGAUCCAGUCAAUCCAAAGACUGAAUUAAUUUUGAUCCAGUCCAAGGACUGAAUUAAUUUGGAUCCAGUCAAUCCAAAGACUGAAUUAAUUUUGAUCCAGUCCAAGGACUGAAUUGAUUUUGAUCCAGUCCUAGGACUGGAUCAAUAUACUUCAUCAGGUAUCCAGUAUCAUGUGAGCAAAAUAAAGCAACAUGGUUGGCUAAUUUACUCAUGAAUUACUAAUGAGAUUGAGCUGUAUCAGGGCCAUAAGGCCCAAUUUGGAAGUGAUCUCACUGGUUGUGUGUGGUGAAUGCAAGUGCCGGGAAAAACAUCUAGAGAGAUUCGGGUGAUUGCUCCCCGCGGAAAGAUUUUGAUUUUCUUAAACUCCAAAAGUGUUUUUUUUUUGCGCUGCAGGAUGCAAGAAACAGAAAAUGUUUUCUCACUCUGGGGGCCCGAUGGAAAUAGGGUGUUAUCAGGUUGUGCAGGCUAGAUGAGCAGUCCGAUGACAAAAGUCAAUCCAAGCCAGUGUGACCAGAUUUUCCAGUGGUUAUUACUAAACUUUGUGUUCAAAGUGUAGUAAAUCGAGAAACAUUUCACCAAAUUAACGCCCUGUGGAUGUAUAAAAAACCCACAGCUUGAACAUAUAUUUACCUAAUAUAUAUUGUCCUCUAAGGUGUGGAUUCUCAGUGACAGUGACAACGGUGAAUGGAGCCACGGUCAGUUACGAAAUGGUCAAACAGGAUGGCUACCUCGAAGCUACAUUGCACCCAUUGACAGUUUGGAUAAGCAUUCAUGGUACCACGGUCAAAUCUCUCGCAUCAAAGCAGAAAUCGUUUUAAACAGUGGAAUAAAUGGUAGCUUUUUGGUACGAGAAAGUGAAUCGAAUGCCAGUCAGGUAUCGGUGUCUAUACGAUUCGAUGGGCGUGUAUACCAUUACCGAGUUAGCAAAAACACCGAAGGUAAACUGUAUAUUUCAGCCGGUAACAAGUUUGCAACCCUAGCCGAGCUGGUGCAUUACCAUUCGCAGCAUUCAGAUGGUCUGGUUACAACUCUCCAUUACCCAGCGCCAAAGACGGAAAAGCCGACAAUCUAUGGUACGCAUCAACCGGAUAAGUGGGAAGUGGACCGAGAUGAGAUUUGUAUGAAACAACGGCUUGAUGCUGGACAGUAUGGCGAGGUGUACGAAGGACUGUGGAAGACAUAUCACAAAAAAGUUGCUGUCAAAACACUAAAGGUAAACAGUUUUCUAAUAAAAAAUGGAAAAUUUGACUGUACAUUGGGUCAUUCCAGAGAACAUCCAGACCUCCCCACGGAGGACAUUGGAUGUUAACCACCCUACCCUCUUCGGAUGUCCUAAUACACUUACUAUUAUCAACAACAAAUUUGUCUGCCCUUUGCCCUCCUAACAGCACAAAUUUCCUCCAUGGGGGAGUGUGGAUCGCUUCUGGAACAACCCAUUAUGCCAUUAUGUAUGCAACAACAAAUUAUGUUUGGAUGUAUUUAAGUUACAUCUCUCAAAUGACAGGUAAGAAAGUAUGAUAUAAUGAUUCCUUAUUUAAGAUUCUCUCAUAAUGCAUGUGUAAAAAAUGGAAAAUAUCCCUCAAUCUUUGUUGCUGAGGCAAAUGUUCCUUGCAAUCCUUGAGCCACUUUUUUCCAGGAGUGUCACACCCACAACCUGUACUUCACUCAGUAACACCUACCCACACACACAUCCACAACCCGUACUCCCCCCCCCCCCCCAGCUUUACUAGAGUAAUAUUUAGUUUUGUACUAAUACCAGGAAGAGACAAUGGAGGUGAAUGACUUUCUCUGUAAGAACUUGGUUCAACUCUAGGGGUGUCACAUUCUCACCCAGCUUAAUUAAUACACACCCCUAGUGCUUCUAGUUAGCAAUAUUUAGUUAUUUAUUAACACUAGGAAGAGACAUUGGAGGUGGAUGACUUUCUCCGUGAAGCAAACGUUAUGAAGAAACUAAAACAUAAGAACUUGGUUCAACUCUAGGGGUGUGAUACCCUUACCCUGCAAAGUACCCCUAGCCCCACUAUUUCAUAAUAUUUAGUUAUUUAUUAAUAUUAGGAAGAGACAAUGGAGGUGGAUGACUUUCUCCGUGAAGCAAACGUUAUGAAGGAACUGAAACAUAAGAACUUGGUUCAACUACUUGGAGUGUGCACUCGGGAAGCGCCAUUCUACAUCAUCACGGAGUUUAUGGAGGGAGGGAAUCUCCUGGAGCACCUGAGGGAUCCAGAGAAGAGCAAGGAUCUUGAUGCACUCAUGUUGAUGUACUACGCUACACAAAUCGCGUCUGCGAUGAUGUAUUUAGAAGAAAUGAACUUCAUUCACAGGUGGGUGGUCCGUGGACUCUCUACAUCUGUAAUGGAUCUGUAGAAAUUUGAUUUAUUUCAAAUUGACCACCGGUUACUUUGUUUAGUACUUGAAAUAUCAAUUUUGCUCUACGUUAUGGCCUGGUUAUAUUUGAAAACAACGUACUAUUUCGUAAAACUGAUUUAGUUAUUUGCCGUUUUAAAUCUUGUUUUCUAACUGUUGAGGAAUGAAAGUAGUGAUGAAGGCAUCAACAUUUGGAGAGGGGAGCUGUCAUCACGUUUUCACCAAAUUUUCCCCGAAUUCUGACCAAGUCGUAAACAUUUUUCCCGAAAAUGUUGUCGACAGGGAGGAGGGAGGUCAAAAAAUAUUCUCCGGACUAACAUAAGCAAAGCUUAAAUUUUUUUCCCGACCAACAAAAGCAAAGCUUGCAAUUUUUCCAGGCAAACAUAACCAAAGUUUAGAAAUUGUUAAAAAUGCGAACGAUUUCACAACUGACCAUCUUUUAUCUCAAACUUUGACCAAAUUUUACCAACUUUGUUCUCAAACUCUGACCAACUUUUUGAAUUAUUGGGGGUGUUAUACCUCCCCACACCCCCGAUAGCGAAGUCCCUGCUUUAACACUUCCUAAACCUCCCCCUUACCACAGCCGCCUACGCUGUCAACACAGCCACCCACUCGGAAUAUCUCUGAAAGCGCCGAACUACUUGUUGGGAAACCUUAGUUUAAUACUUUCGAUGGUGCAAAAUUUUCAGUUCUUAAUUG